UCAUGUGACACUUUAGACUCCAUUUUGUGAAAGGAAGAACAUGAACAACAACAGGAAAUAAAAAAAAGUUGUUCACAAAUAUUAUGAAUCAUUUUGAGAACAUCACAACAGUUUAGUGCUGCUAUCUAGAGACUGAAUGGAUUUAUGAACUGAAUCAUGUUUUAUGUUUUUUGUUGAGACAGAGUAGUACGUCCGGUAAAAUGAGUGGCAAAAAAAAGCAGAAAAAAAAGCUGGUUCUUGUUCAGACACGUAAAGCAGCAUCUCCAGAACCCAGCUGUGUGUCUAUGAAGAGUGAUGCAUCCAUGGACCCUCCCCCUAAACUCAAUGAUGGAGCACUGACCUCUAACCCUGAUAGUACGUCCGGUAAAAUGAGUGGCAAAAAAAAGCAGAAAAAAAAGCUGGUUCUUGUUCAGACACGUAAAGCAGCAUCUCCAGAAUCUAGCUGUGUGUCUAUGAAGAGUGAUGCAUCCAUGGACCCUCCCCCUAAACUCAAUGAUGGAGCACCGACCUCUAACCCUGAUAAUACGUCCGGUAAAAUGAGUGGCAAAAAAAAGCAGAAAAAAAAGCUGGUUCUUGUUCAGACACGUAAAGCAGCAUCUCCAGAAUCUAGCUGUGUGUCUAUGAAGAGUGAUGCAUCCAUGGACCCUCCCCCUAAACUCAAUGAUAGAGCACUGACCUCUAACCCUGAAAUGAAGAGCGAUGAUGUGAUCAGAUCAGUGACGCCCCGUUUGACCUGCACUUACUCCGACCUCAUCAGGCAGAGAGUCAGAGACCAGCACAAAAACAGCAUGAAGAACAAGUAUAAGAGCUUAUUUGAAGGAGUGAAUGAAGAACAUGAGCUUUUACAGAUGGAGAAAACAGCCAGAACACAAGACACUCCAAUCUACUGCAAUGACAUCUUUAAACCCUUACAUGAACCAGGCUGUGAGAAGAAAGAAAAAAUCAAGACUGUUCUUACUAAAGGCAUCGCUGGAAUUGGAAAAACCGUCUCUGUGCAGAAGUUCAUUCUGGACUGGUCCGAGGGUAAAGCCAAUCAGGAUGUAGAUUUCAUGUUUGUGCUUCCAUUUCGAGAGCUGAACUUGAUUAAAGGUCACCCGCACAGUCUUCACGGACUUCUGUUGGACUUUCAUCCUGAACUUCAAAAUUUUGACUCAAAGAUUUAUGAGGAGUGUAAAGUUGUGUUCAUCUUUGAUGGUCUGGAUGAAAGCAGAAUUACACUGAUGUUUUCAGACGAUUUGAAAAUUUGUGAUGUGAAUGAGUCUUCGGCAGUGGGUUUGUUGAUGUCAAACCUUAUCAGUGGAGAUUUGCUUCCCUCUGCUCUCAUCUGGAUCACCUCCAGACCAGCAGCAGCCAAUCAGAUCCCUUCAAAAUACAUCAACCGUGUGACAGAAAUUCAGGGAUUCAAUGAGCCACAGAAGGAGGAAUAUUUCAGGAAGAGAAUCAGUGAUGAGAAUCAAGCCAGCAGAAUCAUCUCACACAUUAGAAGAUCAAGAAGCCUCCACAUCAUGUGUCACAUACCAGUCUUCUGCUGGAUCUCAGCCACUGUGCUUCAAAACCUCCUGAAGCAAGAUGACAGUGCAGAAAUCCCUCAAACUCUGACUGAAAUGUACAUCCACUUCCUGCUGACUCAGGUCAACAUGAAGAAUCAGAAGUAUCCAGAGAAACUCCUGCUGUCCAACAGAGAUGUGAUUGUGAAACUUGCUGAACUGGCUUUCAAACAGCUGAUGAAGGGCAAUGUGAUGUUCUAUGAGGAGGACCUGAUUGAGAGUGGCAUAAAUGUCACUGACGCCUCAGUGUAUUCUGGGAUUUGCACUGAGAUCUUUAAGGAGGAAUCUGUGAUUCAUCAGAGGAAAGUCUACUGCUUCAUACAUCUGAGCUUUCAGGAGUUUCUAGCUGCUUUCUUUGUGUUUUACUGCCAUGUAAGUAAGAAUAACAAAUCACUGAAGUCGUUUCUGGAAAAAGAAUAUACAAAGUACAUUCAGAAAAACUCUCUGUAUGAGCUACUAAAAGCAGCUGUUAACAAAUCUUUCAGGAGUAAAACUGGACAACUGGAUCUUUUCCUGCGGUUCCUGUUCGGCGUCUCACUGGAGUCCAAUCAGAGACUCUUACAGGAUCUACUGACAGACACAGUGAACAGCUCAGAGAUCAUCAGAAAAAUCACACAGCACAUUAAAAACACAAUCAAGUGUGAUGAACAUCUCUCAGCUGACAAAUGCAUUAAUCUGUUCCUCUGUCUGCUGGAAACUAAUGAUCAGACUCUCUACAGAGAGAUUCAGGAGUUUGUGAAAUCAGAGGAUCACUCAGUGAAUGAACUCUCUCCAUCUCACUGCUCAACAAUAGCCUACAUGCUUCAGAUAUCAGAGGAGGUGCUGGAUGAGUUUGAUCUGAAGAAAUACAACACAUCAGAUGAGGGUAGAAGGAGACUGAUACCAGCUGUGCUGCACUGCAGAAAAGCUCUACUUGCUGACUGCAAUCUCACUGGUCAGUUUUGUGAAAGUUUGUCUUCAUCUCUACAAUCAUCAAACUCCUUACUGAGAGAGCUGGACCUGAGUAAUAAUGACCUGUGGGAUUCAGGGGGGAAGCUUCUGUCUGAUGGACUGAAGAGUUCUCAUUGUCAACUCAAUAUACUGAGACUUGCUGCCUGUAAUCUCACUGGUCAGUUUUGUGAAAGUUUGUCUUCAUCUCUACAAUCAUCAAACUCCUUACUGAGAGAGCUGGACCUGAGUAAUAAUGACCUGUGUGAUUCAGGGGUGAAGCUUCUGUCUGAUGGACUGAAGAGUUCUCAUUGUCAACUCAAUAUACUAAGAUUAUCUGGCUGUAUGGUGACAGAAGAAGGCUGUUGUUAUCUGGCUUCAGCCCUGAGUUCAAACCCCUCACACCUGAGAGAGCUGGAUCUGAGCUACAAUCACCCAGGACAAUCAUUAGUCACGCUGGUCUCUGAUCCAAACUACAGACUGGACAAACUCAAUCUGGAUCAUGGAGGAGAGAUCAGAAUUAAAGCAGGACUACAGAAAUAUGCAUGUGAUCUCACACUGGAUUUAAACACAGCAAACACUCAUCUCGCUCUGUCUGAGAGGAACAGAAAGGUGACACAUGUGGAAGAGGAGCAGUCAUAUCCUGAUCAUCCAGAGAGAUUUGAUGUGUUGCCUCAGGUUCUGUGUAGAGAGAGUCUGUCUGGACGCUGUUACUGGGAGGCUGAAUGGAGCUUCUGGGCUGAUAUAUCAAUGAUGUAUAAAGGAAUCAGCAGGAGAGGAAAGAGUGAUGACUGUUGGUUUGGAUACAAUGAAAAGUCCUGGAGUCUGAACUGUUUAAAAAACAGUUUUACUGUCAGACACAAUAAUAAGAGCACAGAUAUAUCUGUCCCUUCACAUCUCUCUAACAGAGUAGGAGUGUAUCUGGACUGGCUGGCCGGCACUCUGUCCUUCUACAGCGUCUCUGAAACACACACACUCACACACUUACACACACUCAACAGCACAUUCACUGAACCCCUCUAUGCUGGAUUUGGGGUUUAUUUUAGUGGUUCAGUGUCUCUGUGUGAGAAACAAUAGAGACACACAGUGGAGUGAAAGAAACGCACUCACGUUAUUUCUCUCUCUUUAACUCACACAGCUCUAAACUCUUUCUCUCUUCCAAUCUUAAUUGUAGUGUGUAUAUAGAAACACACACAAAUUGACUUUGGUCUUAAUGAGACACACCGCAGACUUCUAUAGUGUUUUUAUAAAGGUAUUUGUAUGUGGCUCAACAGAAGUUUUGUCUUUCUGAGUCUCAGAGUGCCACCUGGAGGAAGAUUUAGUUUCUCGCUCACAGGAAACGGUUUUUAGCAAGCGCUCGCUCUGUUAUGACUGAGGGUCAGGUCAGAGCUCAUCUUCUAAACACAGUCCUUUACUAGGGGUGUAUCGAUACCCUCAUGUCACGAUUCGAUACAUAUCAUGAUACUGAACUCAGGAUACAUUAUCAUUGCGAUACUCCAAGACAUAUGGUAAACGGUUAACAAAAAAAUGUACUGUUGAUUAAAAUGCUAAAUUAGGUAUUAGGUAUUAGGCUUGGACUUGGUGCUGGUAACCCAAUGCAAAGGACAAUGGUGACACCAGGAUAAAAAUAUUCAUGAUUCUAAUGCUGAAACAACGAAUAUGCUUGCACUCUGUCACUGACUAGAUAUACUUAAAAUAAUGUAGGCCACUUUUUACCUGUAACAUAAGACAUUUUGCAUUAUCAGGACCUUCAAAUAUUCCCACAUUGCAUUAUAAUACAUUAUAUUCAACACUAUAUAUGUUGGUUUAAUGUAGUACUGACACAAACUCUGUAAUCUUGAAUUUUUCUCACACAGUAAUUUUCAUUUUGGGUAAACUAUACACGAUACAGAUUGUCACUAUCCACAAUAUGAUAUUGUUGCAUUUUUGUAUUGCGAUAUAUUGUGACAAUAUAUUGUUACACCCCUAUUCAUUACAAAUGUCGAAGACUGUGGAGCUUAUCUUACGCUCCGUGUGGAAGGAUGACAUCUCUUCCUGAUACCUCAUUCUCAACUGUGUCUUACAAUCACAGUCAAACUGAUUGCUCAAUUACUGUAGAUACAAAAAUAAUGCAUGUAAUAUGUAUUAUAAACAUCUAGACCAAUCUAGAAUUGACUUUGAUAUUACCGGACAAAUAUCUGAUGGUGAUAAAACAAAAUAGGGACACAGCUCUGGAGAUUCUCCUGUCAGGACAUAAUAGUGUUUUGUUAAAAGAUACAUGUGUGUAUUUCUGUUUUUCUUAACCUAAAUAUUUGAAUCUAUUUGAAGUAUUAAGUCUGGGAAUCUGGGAAUACAUGGUUUAUAAUAGAGGAGACUGUUUGGGUCUAGUUCUCACACUUAGUCUAGUUCAGGGAUUGGUCCGGGGGGCCACAAGGGAGUGCUAGGGGGUCAGUGGAAAAGUAAAAAAAAUAAAAAAAAGAAAGAGAGAGUAAAACAGUGUAAAAAUAAUAAUAAUAAAUAAAUAAGAUUAACCCUCUUAUUGCAUUUGGUUAGUUUUGACCCGGAAGCAGCUAAAAAUUUCUUAAAAAUCCAUAGUUUUUGAUACAGCAAAAACACUUUGCAAACGGAUUAUGUUACGUCCAGAAACGUAUUAUUUAUUGUAUGGGGCCAUCAGAAGAGCUGUGUUUUCUUGCAUUUGUGUUUUUGUGUGCUUUUUCUGUGUUUCUCCCUCUGUUUCCUCUUUGGCUCGUCCUACUCAAUCCAUCUGGCAGGUAGCUGAUUGCCCCCAGCUGUGCCUGCUUACCAGUCAAGAGUGAGGCAGCCUAAGAGCAGAGAAGAAACUGCCAGAGAUUGAGAAACUUUCCCUUAAGAGCUUUCUCCAGAAUGCCUGCUCUGCACAUUCUUGUUGUUGAAUGUGAUAGCUGCUUAGUUUUGUACUUUUUGGUAUUGUAUUGUUUUUAUUGAUUGUUGUGUGUGUACAACAUUUACAUUUCUUGUAGUUUACAUGUGGAGGUUAAUGUUACCAUUUACCUUUAUCAGUCUUUUCUAUUCUUCUAUUCUUGCUGCUGUUAAUAUCAAGCUUAUUAGCUAUAUUAAUGGUUGUUUAUUUUAUUGUUUAUAUGGAAGCUGUAGGGAUGUGGGCACCAUUUUUGUUUAACACUGUGUUCUCCAGGAAGGGGGGUACAAUUCUGUUAUUGAUUUUUCUUUUCUUUGGUAGUUUAGUUAGAGGUUUUACUCCCACAGGCUCCCCCUCCUGAAGCCAUUGCUUCCCUUUUAAGUUGUUUUCUUCUUUUUAAAUACCUUGUUUUUGUUCCAUGAGUUCUGAAUAAAAAAAUCUUGCAUGUAA
Molecule: messenger RNA, 5799 nt
Organism: Ctenopharyngodon idella (grass carp)
Lineage: Eukaryota; Metazoa; Chordata; Actinopteri; Cypriniformes; Xenocyprididae
Product: NACHT, LRR and PYD domains-containing protein 3-like
Exons: 10
Coding region: 201-3551 (1116 amino acids)
Molecular function (GO): protein binding
Source: RefSeq, a predicted model, not a curated record